CCUGGCGAGUGCGUUCGCUUCCAAUCAUAAUUGUCUCAUGGACUGAAAAAGGAUCGUUGGGAUUUGAAGAAUCAAGAAAACCUUAUCUUCUAUAGGAGUAGAAUUUUUCUCGAGAUUUUCAUCAUGAAGCAUACCAAACAUAUUCUCUCAUUUUUACUUAUUCAUUUCAUCAUAGCGUCAUGUUUUCCACAAUCAUUCGAUAUUCAUAAGCGUUUGAACAAAGACCAGCUUAAAAAGUAUUUUUCUGUGCAUAAUUAUGACGAAGUUCCGGAGUACAAAUUUGUCAAGAUACGAAUGAGAAAAUCCGGAUCUGUGCCAAACGAAUACCCAUCAUCCCAUGAGAUAUCUCAUAGGACCCCAGCCGAACAAGGUCAAGAUUUGUAUAUUACCACCGAGUCCGUUUUCGGGCACACUGUUCAAAUGCAACUUCUGAAGAACAACCGGCUUCUCGCACCUUCUUUCAAGGCCAUCAGAAUUGAAGGUGAAGGAUCACCUGAACAAGAGAUGGACACCAGCUACUUUCCAGUUUGUCACUACAUCGGAUCUAAUGGUAGCUUUGCAGCUGCAGUAAGCAGUUGCAGCAGCAGUUCUCUUAAAGGCCUGUCUGGACUUCUGAUGCUGCCAGAUGGAAGCGUUCAGAUUCAACCUGUUGAUCAAGACUUAGCUGAAAUUUUAGGAAUAAGUCUUCUACCAGAUAAGCGAUCUAACCAUCACGAAGAAGAUCUGCUUCAUCUAGUUUUCAAACCAUCGAAUCAAAAGAGAUUGUCUGUUCCGGAUGAAAAAUGGGAAGACGAACAAUAUAUUCCUUCUCCUCGUUCUGAAUAUGAAUUAGAUGAUGACGACAUUAUGGUGCGAUCUUUGGAUUUCGACGACAUGAAAACGGAGUCCGAUGAGUCUUUGAACGAAAUGCCACCAGAAAAAGAAGAAAAGACUAAGAGGCAAGAAAGUUACGCAAAAGGCAAGAAUCUCUAUUUGGAACUGGCCGUAUUCUUUGAUCAAAAGGGUUACGAAAUGUUCCAACCUCACGUUAAAUCUGAAGAACAACUUGUAGAUCUUAUUCUUGGUUUUGUAAAUCAGAUGCAAGCAUUAUAUCAACAGCCUUCAUUGAAGAAAAAAAUCCAGAUCAGUAUUGUGCGUCUGGAAGUGAUGAAGAAACAACCUUCUGAUUUGCCUCAUGCUGACGGUGACAGAGACAAGCUUUUGGAUUCUUUCUGCGCAUAUCAAGCCAAAAAGAACCCGGAUUCAGACAGCGAUCCAAAUCAUUGGGAUCUCGCCUUGUAUAUAUCCGGGUUAAAUUUUUAUGCCAUGGAGAAGGGAAAAAAGAAUGGCAUAACAAUGGGAUUAGCGCCAGUUGGAGGUGUCUGUUUGAAGAAACAUGCAUGUGUCAUUACUGAAUUCGGUACAACUAGCGACGACGGCCGACCAUAUCCAUCAGCAGGAUUGCUUUCGACUUACAUUGCUGCUCAUGAGAUUGGACAUAAUCUGGGAAUGUAUCACGACGGUCCUCCCAAUAAUAAGUGUCCUUCAAAUGGUCAUGUAAUGUCUCCUAGCAGAGGAACGAAAGGGGAGACUACAUGGUCCAAGUGCAGUUCAGAAGUUCUGGAAAAAUCUGACAAAAAGUGUCUGUUUGACGAACCCCAAGGAACACCCUCGAAAGAUCAAGACCACGAAAAGUUUAAAGAGAAACCUGGACAGGUGUGGGAUGCUCACGACCAGUGCAAGAUUUUCUUAAGGGAUGAAGAUGCCACUGUCUUUAACGAAACUGUGUUUUCAUCGGUGUGUCAUGAAACAUUAUGCAAGACUCCUCGAAGGAUAGGGUAUUAUGCUGCAGGACCAGCUCUGGAAGGAACUUUUUGUGGUGGAAAAAAGUGGUGCAAAAAUGGAGAAUGCGUUUCCUGGGGAUCGGAAAAAAUAAAGGUGGUCAAAGGUGGAUGGUCAGACUGGACAAAAGGCGAGUGUAAAUCAGGAUGCAUCAAGAAAUCAAGGGCAGUGACCGUAGAUAAACGGUAUUGCAGCAACCCUAAGCCACAAAAUACCGAAAAAUACUGCGAAGGUGAUAACAUUAGAGUACAUUUCUGUGAUGACUCUAAACUGUGCAAAAAUUAUGUACCUCCAGUGGAUUAUGCUAAGCAAAGAUGCGAAUUUUUCUCAAAAUAUGUACCAGACAUUACUCCAGUUGGUGUACAAGUGAAAUAUAACGAAAAACGCCAGUGGCAAUCAUGCGCUGUCUAUUGUAAAAUGAAGACUGGCACUUGGUACACCCCUCGUCAAGAAUUCAACGACAGAGGAAUAGACACUUUCUUCCCUGAUGGAACUUGGUGUCACAGCGACGGGAGGACUGACUACUUCUGCCAGAACAGACUUUGCUUGCCCCCACCAGUGAAAGGCAGAGCUCUCCUGCCAGGUGGUUACAUACCCAGAGGUCUCGAUCCAGAGGUCGAUGUUCCAGUAUUGAAUAACGCUCAUCCUAAAGGGGAAAACAGGGCACCGGAUAAGUUGAGGGAAUACUUCCAGUACAAUGAAGGACGUUUACCACCUUUGCCAGGUCCGGAUGAUUUGGGAAGACCAAAAGAAGAGGAUUACGAAAUAAUUGAUUAUGUAUCACCCAGCUUGUAAUAAAUAAACAUUUUUUUGU
Messenger RNA from Argiope bruennichi, 2635 nucleotides. Its product is annotated as A disintegrin and metalloproteinase with thrombospondin motifs adt-1-like. NCBI's taxonomy places the organism in Eukaryota, Metazoa, Arthropoda, Arachnida, Araneae, Araneidae. Gene Ontology annotation, biological process: extracellular matrix organization; proteolysis. Bases 124 to 2616 code for a protein of 830 amino acids. The record is from RefSeq and is a predicted model, not a curated record. The transcript is spliced from 17 exons. Gene Ontology annotation, molecular function: metalloendopeptidase activity. Gene Ontology annotation, cellular component: extracellular matrix.